Lucilia cuprina (Australian sheep blowfly) is the source of this 658-nucleotide messenger RNA. It is a transcript of the gene Tbca, whose product is annotated as tubulin-specific chaperone A. Lineage: Eukaryota; Metazoa; Arthropoda; Insecta; Diptera; Calliphoridae. Bases 164 to 502 code for a protein of 112 amino acids. Gene Ontology annotation, cellular component: microtubule cytoskeleton; cytosol. Gene Ontology annotation, molecular function: beta-tubulin binding. The record is from RefSeq and is a predicted model, not a curated record. The transcript has 3 exons. Gene Ontology annotation, biological process: tubulin complex assembly; post-chaperonin tubulin folding pathway.
UAGCAAAAAAUCACAAAAUAAUCAACACUGGACCGGCAUUCACAAAAACAUGACUCACGCAAAAACCAGAGGUUUCCAUCCUAAAAAGUAAACUGAAAAGAAACAAUUUUUCAGCUGCAGUUAAUAACACGUAAAUUUCGUAUUAAAUCAACAAAAAUAAAAUAUGGCAGAUCCUCGUCUCAGGCAGUUGUCAAUCAAAACGGGUGUUGUUAAACGUUUGACCAAGGAGAAAACCGUAUACGAGAAGGAAGUUUUAACAGAAAGGAAACGUUUGGAUAAAUUUAAGAAUGAAGGAGCUGAUGAACAUGUUUUAAAGAAACAAGAAGAAGUUAUACAGGAAUGUCUAAUGAUGCUGCCCGAUUCCAUGAGAAGGUUACAAAAAGAGUUAGAAGUUUUGGAUAAGUUUUUACAAGAAGAAAAAGAUUUGGAAGAAUCAAAAGAAUACGAAGCAGCCAGUUUAGUUGUUAAGGAAGCUAAAGAAGUAUUAGCCAAAUCCACUUAAGAGACAGAUUAAAGUCUUUCUCUUGCUUAAUUUCCACUAAUUUUAAAACACUACUUAGGCAUUUACAUACAUAUACUUUAAUGAUUUUAUUUAUAAUCUAUAACUUUUUUAACUCAUGCAAAUAACUAAUUUUUAAGCAAUUAAAAAAAUCUCAAA